UGCGGUAUCACUGCGAGCCAAUUUACUUCCUUCAACCCGCAAUCCUCUCUGUGCUCCUCCCUAGUCCCAGGCAACUCUGUGUGUUGCUCCGCUGAAAGCACUUCUGUCUCAUAUUCGCAACAAAGCAAUGGUGCUGUCUGUAACACUUACACCGUCAAGUCUGGCGAUUACUGCGACUCGAUCAUCUCGAAAUAUGCUAUAAGUGUCACAGAGCUCGAGAGCUACAAUUCGAGAACUUGGGGGUGGUCAGGGUGCAACGCGCUACAGUCAGGAAGGCUCAUAUGCGUGAGUUCAGGCGAGCCUCCCAUGCCAGCUGCCCUUGCAGGUGCCGUCUGUGGACCUCAAGUGCCGGGAACACAGUGUCCUAGCAACUGGGCCGAUCUCGAGUCUCUCAAUCCAUGCCCGCUCAAUGACUGUCCAAAGUUGCAUUUCCAACUGCGAAUUCGUCUCCACAAACAAGCACAAGUACUGUUGUCUCGACGCAAAGGAGUAGUUCUACAUCGACAAGGACUAGUCGUUCGACAUCAAGCAAGCAUUCUACUUCGAGCGCCACCAAGCACUCAACUAGUACCACUCAUUCAACGAGUGCUACGAGUAAAAAACCAUAACCCAUACGACGAGCAAAACUACCAGCGCCCCUUCCACUGCAACCCCAGAUCCUUGGUUAAUCCGAAUCUAUAG
Molecule: messenger RNA, 681 nt
Organism: Penicillium cataractarum
Lineage: Eukaryota; Fungi; Ascomycota; Eurotiomycetes; Eurotiales; Aspergillaceae
Product: LysM peptidoglycan-binding domain-containing protein
Exons: 3
Source: RefSeq, a predicted model, not a curated record